Molecule: messenger RNA, 2805 nt
Organism: Hemiscyllium ocellatum (epaulette shark)
Lineage: Eukaryota; Metazoa; Chordata; Chondrichthyes; Orectolobiformes; Hemiscylliidae
Gene: acox1
Product: acyl-CoA oxidase 1, palmitoyl
Exons: 14
Coding region: 41-2023 (660 amino acids)
Biological process (GO): very long-chain fatty acid metabolic process; fatty acid beta-oxidation using acyl-CoA oxidase; lipid homeostasis
Cellular component (GO): peroxisome
Molecular function (GO): fatty acid binding; FAD binding
Source: RefSeq, a predicted model, not a curated record
CGCGGUGCAUUGUGGGCCCAGGCGGCUCGGGACCUCCGCCAUGAACCCGGAGCUGCGUAAGGAGCGGGAAUCGGCGAGUUUCCUCACAGAGGGCCUGACACACAUUCUCGAUGGAGGCGCCGAGAAAACCCGACGCCGGAGGGAGAUCGAAGCUCUCGUGCUCAAUGAUCCUGAGCUGCAACACGAAGACCUGAACUUUCUGUCUCGCAGUGAAAGAUACGAUGUGGCGGUAAAGAAGAGUGCUCUGAUGGUGAGGAAGAUCAGGGAGCAUGCCAUCUCGAAUCCAGAGGAAAUCAUAUGGUUUAAGAGCUAUGUACAUCGUGGACGACCAGAACCCCUAGAUCUCCACUUGGGCAUGUUCCUGCCCACCAUUCUCAACCAGGCUACUCCUGAACAACAAGAUCGCUUCUUCAUGCCAGCUUGGAACCUGCAGAUCAUUGGCACCUAUGCCCAAACUGAGAUGGGCCAUGGAUCGUUCAUCCGAGGCUUGGAGACAACAGCAACCUAUGACCCAUCAACUCAAGAGUUUGUGCUGAACAGCCCAACUGUGACCUCAAUCAAAUGGUGGCCUGGAGGAUUGGGGAAGACCUCAAACCAUGCUAUUGUCCUUGCUCAGCUGUAUACCCAGGGUCAAUGCAAAGGGCUGCAUGCUUUCAUUGUACCAAUUCGCAGGAUGGGCACACAUGAACCUUUGCCUGGUAUAGUGGUAGGUGAUAUUGGACCGAAGUUUGGGUAUGACGAGGUUGAUAAUGGUUACCUGAAGCUGGAAAAUGUUCGUGUACCACGUGAAAACAUGCUGAUGCGAUAUGCAAAGGUGAUGCCAGAUGGGACGUACAUGAAGCCACCCAGUGACAAGCUGACCUACGGCACGAUGGUCUUUAUACGCUCAAUGAUUGUAGGAGACUCUGCACGUGCAUUAUCUCAAGCAUGUACAAUCGCUAUCCGCUACAGUGCAGUCCGACACCAGUCAGAGCUGAAACCUGGUGAUCCUGAACCCCAGAUACUGGAUUACCAGACUCAACAGUACAAGCUGUUUCCACUGCUGGUGACAGCCUAUGCCUUCCGGUUUGUUGGAAACUUCAUGAGGGAAACAUACCAUCGUAUUACCGGGGACAUGAAUGAUGGAGACUACAGCCAGUUACCUGAGCUCCAUGCUCUCUCUGCUGGCUUGAAAGCCUUCACCAGCUGGGUGGCCAGUGCUGGCAUUGAGGAGUGUCGAAUGGCUUGUGGUGGUCAUGGGUAUUCACGUUCCAGUGGUCUUCCAGACAUUUACGUCACAUUCUCACCCAGCUGCACAUAUGAGGGAGAGAACACAGUCAUGAUGUUGCAGACAGCAAGGUACCUAUUCAAGAGUUAUACCCAGGCAAAGUCUGGUCAGAAGCUAGUGGGCACUGUCUCGUACCUGAAUGACCUGUGCAGCCACAUCCAGCCCCAGCAGGUGGCCAGUCAACCAAUGGUGGUAGACAUCAAUGACAUCAGCAGCUUAGUGGAAGCAUACCAGCUGCGAGCUGCUAACCUGGUUGAGGCAGCUGCACGGAAUUAUCGCAUGGAACUGGGACGCAGGAAAAACAAAGAGGAAGCCUGGAACAGCACGUCUAUUGAUCUAGUCAGGGCAUCGGGGGCUCACUGCCAUUACGUGGUGGUGAAGCUGUUUGCAGCCAAACUGUCUGAGAUCACAGACACUGCAAUCCACGAUGUCCUUAGCACUCUGUGCCUGAUGUAUGCGCUGUAUGGAAUUAGCAAGAACUCUGGAGAUUUCCUGCAUGCUGGGAUCCUGAAUGACUUUCAGAUUUCCCAUGUUCACCAGCGGGUGAAGGAGCUGCUCGCUGUGAUCCGACCCAAUGCCGUCGCUCUCGUCGAUGCCUUUGAUUACCCCGAUGCAGUUCUUGCAUCAGUGCUCGGGCGUUAUGAUGGGAAUGUUUAUGAACAUAUGUUUGAAUGGGCGAAGAGGUCACCUCUAAAUAAAACCGAGGUUCACCAGUCAUUCUACAAAUAUCUGAAACCUCUGCAAUCCAAGCUGUGAGGCUGUAACUGUUCUUUGUCUAAGAAAUUGAAUCCAGCUCCAAGCAAAUUCUCAAAGUUUUCUAAUCAGCCUGUUCAGGGAUGGUAUGACACACAUCUCUGGGGCACUUGAACUUGGGGCGUCCGGGCUCCAAAUCAAAUUCUAAACCUUUAAUUUUGAUUCUUGGUAUCUCUGACCUCUCAGUCUCGUUUCCUGAAUGGCAGAAGUAGCUCUUUUUAACAGUUGCCAAGCGAAUUCUUUUUCCUGCCCCCUCCCUCAUACCGUGUACUAUUACAGUUGUAUCAUCAGACUUUGGAACUGGGGUUGAAAAUGUGUAAUCUGCAGGUUUUGUGUCCACUAUUCCCUGCUGAGCAUGGCAGCACCUCUGUGGAGCUUUCCGCAGUGCACAGGCCGUGAUGCAGCAGCAAAUGAGAGGAAUCACCUUCAGUUUCUGCUCCUGAUAAAAACUACCACAGUAUUUGCAGGCUGUGCCCAGUGUCAGAGUAAUUAGUGAUUCAGAGGUAUAAAGACCAACACCAGUGUUCAAAGCAAAACCUCUGAGACUGGGAUUGGGUGGGAGGGAGGUCAGAAAUGAGUAUGCUGUUGAGCACUAGGCGGCUUUUUAGAGGAAGGGCAUAAUCCGGAAUUCAGGUUUGGGGUCUGUAUUGUUUUAGCCAGACUGAACGACCGUUCCUCUACAAAUAUGAGGGAUUUUGCAAUAAUUCUAACUGUUGUGGUUCUGUUCGCCGAGCUGGGAAUUUGUGUUGCAGACGUUUCGUCCCCUGUCUAGGUGACAUCCUCAG